AUCAUAACCAUAACUUUUCAACAUGGCGUCUGAACAAGCGCGACCAAGGGAACCGCUUGGAAAUCAGGGUCGGGCAGUUCAUGCAGGCUUCAGAAAUGACAAAUAUUCUCUUCUAAUUAUUGUCGGAGCGCAUCGUCGACUGAGCCUUGUCGAAUAUGUUAUGCUAGAAAUUGAAAGAGGUAUCCGGUCCUGGGACAUUGAUCUGACUGCCUGUGACCUGGACGAGCACCUCAAGCUCUUCGUGUCCCGGCACUCCAACACCCUGUCUAGUGACAUCAAAGGUCAGAGGUCACUGCAGUACAGUUCAGACGUUCUUAACAUCCAUGUUGUGGUCAACCCAUCUGAGGAGUUACUGCACUCAGAGGUUCACUGGCUCAUAUCAGAUGGAUCUCGUCACAAGUUGCUUGUGUUAACUGGGCAGUCAUCAGAGGACGUUGGAGAUUUGCUUCUGCACACUGGGCAGUUCUCACCACAGGAUUUCAUCCAGAUUUUUGCAGAUGAGGAGAUAAGUUUGCUGCUGACUGCUGCCAGUGAGACUGGCAAGGUAGCUCUGACCUUAAGUUGCCCAAAAUCUGGAAAGUGGAAGAACUCUGUGUUGGGAAAGCAAACCUUGCAGGACUGUAUCGAUAUCAAAAUCAACCCUCUGAUGGUGUUGCCAAAGAUGGAGGGCCUCGAGGGGUUCACAGACUGCCUCUCCGAAUCCAUGGAGCUCCUCUCGCCCUUUGACCUGCUGGAGCCCCCGAGCAGCGUGGGCUUCCUGAAGCUCUGCCGACCUUGCUGCUAUGUCUUCCCCGGCGGGAGGGGUGACUGUGCCUUCUUCGCUGUGAACGGUUUUAAUAUCUUGGUCAACGGAGGAGCCGAUGCUCGCUCCUGCUUCUGGAAACUGGUGAGGCACUUAGACAGGGUCGACUCUGUGCUUCUGACGCACGUCGGGCUGGACAGCUUGCCUGGCAUGAACAGCCUGCUGGAGAGGAAAGUGGCUGAGCAGGAGGAGAACGCCACUGAGUCACAGAUCAAAGAGAAAUGGCUGAAGAAUCUCAUCUCCCCGGAGAUCGGUGUCGUGUUUCUCAACGCGCCGAACAGGCUGAAAAAGGUCCACGGGGAGCCCAACGUGCUCAGGAGUAGUGAUCAAGUGGCACUCACCUUGCGGUAUCUCGAGAAGCUGAAAAUCUCGCCAGAACCACUUCUACGCUCAGCAGGGACUGCCAUCGAACCAGUCACCCUCUUCCAGAAGAUGGGGGUGGGGUGUUUGGAGCUGUACGUCCUCAACCCAGCAAAACGCUCAAAAGAUCUGGAGAUGUUCAUGCAUCACUGGCCUGAGAACAGCACGAGUCCCAAAGGAUCAGAAUUACCCCUGACCAGCCUUGUGUCUGUCUGUGCACUGCUGGUUUGGCAUCCAGCCAACCCACACGAGAAGAUAAUCCGAGUUCUUUUCCCUGGCUCUACACCCCAGGCUAAAAUUCUGGAAGGUGUGGAGAAACUGAAACACCUGGAGUUCCUGAAACGGCCUGUGGUGUGCUCCAACGAUCUGGAGACAUCAAAGUCAGAUAAGAAUCCGAAGCGUGCCGAGAGCCAAGAUAGCCUCAAGUCCAGUAACAGGGACUCCAGGCCAGGGAGUGCACUUUUCAAGGACAAGGCAUCCCGUGGGGAAGGGAAAAGCGGAAAUGACAAGACCAAAACCACAAACGAAAGUGACCAAAAGGAGCCAAAAGGAGAAGAAAAGCCCAAAUCUGCUGACAAUAGUAAAAUGCGGGCAUCCAAACUGGACAAACCCCUUGCCACAACUGCUUCUACAAAGACUGAAAAUGGAUUGAGGAGAACCCCAAGUAAGAAGGAACCUGUCUCAGGAAGACCUAAGUUAGAUGUAAAAAACGAGCCAAAAAAGGAUGGAAAGAAAGAGUUAAAAACAGAAAAUGGCAAAAAUAAGAAAUUGCUUGGCAAAGAUACUAAGAAAGUUUCAACAUGUCAGUCUGUUGAGCCAAACAGAAGUAACAGCCAGGCAGGCAACGCAAAGGCAGAUGGGGCACACAACAGCAACGAGUCUGAAUGUAAAAAAAUAAACCACAAAUCUAACAAAGAACAACAUAAUCAUAUUCUGUCUGGUGAUGUUCCGAAUCACUCCCCUGUGUCAUCACCAGAGAACCUGACAUCAGAGUUCCUGAGGUUAAGAGAGGAAGAGGAGGUUUUGACUGAAGACAAGCUCCUAGGGCUGUCAGAGAUCUACGAUGGUCAUACACUGGGAGCAGGUGAGGUAGGUGUGCCGGAUGGGACAAAGCCUAGCUUAGAUGAUCCUGAAAGGGUUUGCAGUAAAGAUGGUAAAAUUAUGGCAUCUCCCUCUUCUUCUGCUAAACCCACUGAAGGUGAACAAUGUGUAAAUCUGGACCUCACGCCAACAGAGUAUACUUUACUGGAUGGAGCUCUGAAAGAUAAUUCAUCAAAGAAAAACAGCCCAGUGGAAGUGUGUGCCAGUCCGGACGAAAAGACGCUUGAGUUGACCUCCCCACGUUCCGGCCCAAACAGUGCUGGCCAUACUCCUUAUCACCUGUCACCUGAGGAGAUGUGGUCCUCUAAGAAGAACAGCAGCCUUGGAAACAGGAUUUCAUGCAGCCAGUCGAUGGAAUCCUGCAAGAACUCUGAUGCAGGCCCCAUCAAAAGCAACCAAGAGAGCACCUCCACGUCCUCCAAAGACAAACACACAAGCUUCCUGUCCCUGAGUUCCUUCAAAGACAUAGGCCCAGACAUAUCCCCCUCAGUGACAACACAUUCGAUGCCUGCUGAAGUCAGUUCCCCGCAAUCAACAGAAGUGGAUGAAUCAUUGUCAAUGUCUUUUGAGCAGGUACUUCCACCUGUAAGUGAGUCUAGUAAUGAGGAUGAGCAGUCCUACUCUAAUGGGCAUUUUGUGGACUCUGACUUCAAAGUGUCCUUGCCCUUGAAGAUACCCCAUGGCAUGAAAAACCAGAAUGAAGGCUCAGACGGACGUCCCCCCGCACCACACGGGCUCAUAUUCGAGCCUGCCCACGACGUCGACCUGUGCCUGGUGUCGCCGUGUGAGUUCAAGCAUUUUAAGCCUGUCGGGAUUCAGCAGCAUCCCCUGUCACCCAGAGUGGUUAACCCCAGCCCUCACGAAUUUUCAGAUGAUAGUGACCUCUCCCAGGAGUCGGCAAAGCCCAACGCACCAUCGAAUCUGGUCAGCAAGGGUCAUCCAUGUGCCCAGGAGACGCCGCUGACGUCUGCGAGCGACUACCUGCACACCGCCUCGGACUCCGACAUGCCCCCAGGCACCGAAGACUGGCCGUCCAUCACAGCUGACGGAGCCCUGGACUCUGACGAGGAGUGCGGCGUGGCGUUUCCGCUUCAGAAUGCAGGUGACUGCGCACAAAGUCACCUGUCCCUGAAAGGGGGGCAUCCCCUGCCUCAAGACCCGCCACCUGCUCCUCUGAAAGACCUGCCUCCUUUGCCAGCACAGCCUGGCGCCUGCAUGCCUGACCCUGGCAGAGGGGUCAGGGUUGCAGCAACGAAGACUAAAAAGUUACCCGGAGCUGCUCAGAGGCCUUUGUCUGCUGCAGGUUUGGUUCAGGGGAACAAAACCAAGACAGGCAGUUCCAGUGCUUCGGUGGGCAAUCUGAAGACGAGCUCUGCCUCGGAAACCCAGACAGUCCCUCGUACCUCAGGUGCCAGAGGAGUUGCGUCACGGCCCACUUCGUCAGGCUACAGCAUUGGCAGCAAGGCUGGAAGUAUUGUAGGCCCUUCUGUAUAUUUGGACUUGGCAUAUCUACCAUCGGGCCACGCAGCCGCUACCAUUGAUGUGGAGUUCUUCAGCCGUCUGCGCUCUUCCUGUUACAUCAUCAGUGGUGAUGACACUCUGAAGGAGACCAUUUUGAAGCCCAUUCUGGAUGCCAUCUUGGAGGGAAAAUCUGUCUGGCCUGAUGAUGUGCCGGUGACUUUGAUUCCCACAUUUGAGUCCCUGACCAUUCAUGAGUGGUACCAGCAGACACAGGAGAGACAAAGGAAGCUGGGCGUCACUGUGCUGGGCAGCAACAGCACCGUUGCCAUGCAAGAAGAGACCUUCCCUGCUUGCAAAGUGGAGUUCUGAUGAGCAGGCA
Molecule: messenger RNA, 4103 nt
Organism: Clupea harengus (Atlantic herring)
Lineage: Eukaryota; Metazoa; Chordata; Actinopteri; Clupeiformes; Clupeidae
Gene: map1sb
Product: microtubule-associated protein 1Sb
Biological process (GO): microtubule cytoskeleton organization; axonogenesis; regulation of microtubule depolymerization
Cellular component (GO): microtubule associated complex; neuronal cell body; dendrite
Molecular function (GO): microtubule binding; actin binding
Source: RefSeq, a predicted model, not a curated record